GCUUGUGACAGUGACGUAUAAGAAAAUCUAUUUUUUUGACACUCGUCAUUUUAUCAGAUACAAAGUGGAAGUUGAGUUUCGCAGAAGGAAAAAAAUGUCUUGACCUUCACUAUCUGAAGCUGAAGAUCACAAAACCACAGAAAGGAAAAUAUGAACAAACCGAAACUUGUAUAUUUACCAAGUAAACUAUAACCCUAUCAUUAUUAUCACACAUUGUCAUAUCUAUUCCCGAAUAUGUAGCAACAACAACCUACGGUAGUCAUUUACCUGCUAUGGAUUUGCGAGAAUAAGCUUCAGUUUACAGUGACCUGCAGUACAGAAAAUGACUGGAUACAAUAUUUUAAACAUUGCCCUCACCAUGGCAUAAAAAAUACUAACUCCAGAGAUUUAUGUUCAUGUCAUUCAGAUUUAGGGUCUAACAGAAUACAUGUUGAAUAAAAUAAUAUAAGAAAUCAGGAUACAAAAACCGUAUCUUUUCUGUUAGCUGUUGAAAGAAAAUUUGGGGUCAAGAAACCUUUUCCAGCCUUAGCAGAGCAACAGCCAACAAGUCGCAUUGUCACAUUAUAUAGCUCAAUGGGCCACCGUGGACUGUAUCUGCAAUCUUGUCAGCAAACUGGCUGAUCAUUAGUGCCAUUUGGACUACGACAGCCCACUGGAUGUGUUAGGCUUCCCAAAAGCGACUCAGUUUCAAAGCGACAUUGGGGGAAUUAAAUAAAUAUUUACUGUAAAUAAUCAAAGGUUUCCGGGAUCUUGAAAAAAAGUCUGAAAAGGUACUUAAUCCAUAAGUCUAAAAAUGUCUGAAUUUGCUUUAACGGGUUUAAAUUAAAACAAUAAAUAGGCUUUUGAUUGUAGAUCAUGUGAAAUCUGAAAAUAAAUGACAAUUCUUUUUGUAAAAAAAGUUCACCGAAUGACAAGUGGUCAUAAUCACACAAUCAGCAUAAUGGCACCAACAAAACUGAUGAGGACACUUAAGAGCAGAUGGCAAGUCAUUUAUGAAGGCUACUGGAGCAACUUUUGGACAGGAUGGGGCAUUUGAAAAUACUGCAAGGGCGGCCUUCAUUUUUAAAUUACAUGCUUUAAGAAAUACGAACCUUAAAUAACGUUUAGGAUUCCUAUUUCUUACUUAUGCAUGCAAACAGCGGUCUAUCUUGCACGCGAAAAUCUUCUGAAGUGUUUUACCUCGCAUCACAUAUCACCCAAUGAUUUAUUAUUAAAACAACAUAUUAAAAAUAUGUGCUUGUCACUGAGAAUAAAAAAUGGUUGUCAUCACAGGCAAUCAUCAUCACCAUAUCAAAAUGAGUUAGCUAAUAGCACAUACAGUGAACUGGUGAACUCGCAAGCUAUCGGUAGCAUGGCGAACAAGUGAUUAGCACAUCUGUCUCACACUUCUGAAGUUUCGGAUUUGAAAUUCCAGUAAACUAUGCCUAUUAAACAGUCAUACAGAAAACCAAACAAAUAUUUAUUGUACCAAUAUUUUAUUUAUUUUGUCUUUAAUAUCAUAUUUGAUGUUGGAGUAAUCCAGAUAUUACUUUGAUGUUGUGGUACUUGGAUUACACUAGCCACAUUUUUUUUUAGCAAGGAAGCGUUAACUGUAUAGGAAUAGAUCAUUUAAGUAACCCUCCCAACCCUGAUAUUAACGUAGUCAGUGAAUGAAAAUAAAAACGAUGAUACAUAGAAGCAGCCCUGCGGGAAAUGUAAGUUGCUAUUUACAACACGAAACCACUUUUUGUACACGCACGUCAGGAAGCUGUUCAGUGUAUGAGGAAGUCUUACGUUGUCAUUUGCCAACAGUUUGUUCUUGCCUAUUGAAUGAGUAAUAAGCAUGGGAAUUCCUGUUUGGGGCGUCCCUCCGCCAUCUUUUCCCAUAGAGUUACAUGAAUUACAUUGCAUUACACGGAAACCCUUUUAUGUGAAAUUUGGCUAAAAUUCUUUAUUUUCCCCCACAAAUAUUUACUAAUUUGUCAGUCCAUGCGGCUGUUAAAUUUUUUUUACAUUAUAUUGCUGUAUAUUAUAUUAUAUUAUAUUAUAUUAUAUUAUAUUAUAUUAUAUUAUAUUAUAUUAUAUUAUAUUAUAUUAUAUUAUAUUAUAUUACUGUAUAUUAUAUUAUAUCACUGCCAUUUUACGUUAGUAUUCAAGAGUUUUUAUUUUAAACAGUUGUCAUAAUGCUGAAUUGCAUUCUACUCUUCUCACAUUACAGAUUCCAACUCUUCAAACAGUCUUUUUUUUUAAUAGAAAGCUGUAUAUCAAUCAAGGGUAACCCCCAUUUCUUACUCACACAAGCCCUUUACUAUCGUGUUUUUUUUUUUAAUCUGAUUCGAAAUCACCCCGCUUCUUUUUCCUUCGUCAUACUUAAUUGAAGAAGUGCACUCUCAACCGACUGCUUCUUUGGUUUACUAUGUCCUUCAGUUUCUAUCUUCACUCCCACACAAGGCUGCAAAAAUGGUGCUGAUGCUUGCUUUUGUGCAUUAGUAUAAAAAAAAAGUCUUUGAGAACACUUGGGGCAUAUGGUCUUCAGCAACCACUGAACAUUUGCUCUACAUCAAUUUUCAGUAUUGUUUCACCAGAAUGGUAAGUGAGGCACAUUAGAUGCUUGUUAAAAACGACUCCUGGAUUUUUGGAGUCAAUGAUAAUCUCAGAGGUAAAUGGCCAGUUUGUUAUGUUCUCUUCAAUGGCUAAUCUUUUUCCUCUGAUCCCUCAAGCGAUCAAUUUGCAUUUUCGGGCUCCUGCUCAUCAGCCUCGGGGGAGCAAUGGGAGGAAGUAGACUCAAAUACUUCCCAGAAAGAUUCGCGGUGGCUACAUUGCACGACUUAGUCACAUUGUCGUGCGAUGUAGCAUCCAAAGGUGAUGAAGUCACAUGGAAGUUUAGAGGUGAGGAAAUCGAUGAAGAUUACCAGGACGACAUGAAGAAGAUUGGUCCCAAUCUACUGCUCCAGAAUGUAGGCAGGCCCAUGCUCGGAGAGUACACUUGCUGGAGCAGAGGGAAGAGCAUGUCCACUUAUCUCCUGCUGAAGGCUGAGGAGGAGAAGGAACUCGAUUCUUUCCUCACCUGUCGUGCCAAUUCUUACAACUGCACUUUUAGCUGCACAUGGAACAACACUAAAUACGAACUUGUACGCCUUGGACUGGGGCCACAUUGCCGCGAAGGAGGCGACUUGUGCAGCUGGGUCAGCAGCACCAUUGACAAACAAGAUGGCAGACUCCACUUUGAGCUGCGCCACUCGCUUUCACCUUACUCUGAGGAGAGCACCAUGCUAGAACUCACAGCCGAAGCCAUCGAAAACUACUCUUUCCUCAGGAGGAUCAAAAAAUUUUAUCUUCGCGAUAUCAUUCGACCAGACAGUCCUCAAAUUGUCAAAUGUCAGGAAUUGGAACACUACUUAAGCGUGACCGUUCGACCUCCAUGCAGCUGGUCCAGCCCUGACAGCUUCUUCCCCCUGGAACACCAAGUGGAAUAUAGGCUCAAAAAUGAUGGACAGGUCAAAUGCUCCAAACCCUCCCAGCUUCCCAAAAAGAUCAGCAGCCUGAGGGUCCGCUCCCGGGACCUGCUGGUCCAGUCGGCCUGGAGCCGGUGGUCUGAAUGGACAAAUGUAAAGUGCUGUCUGCUGUCUUCUUCCAUAUGUCACAUGUCAGAAACGCAGUGAAAUGUAUACCGCUGUGAAACAUUUAUUAAUUAAUUAAUUUAUUUAAAUUUAUUUAUUUAAAACCAGCCACCAAUUACUGAGCAGCUAGUGCUGCUAUUAUUUGUAGCUAGUGCAUCAGCCCCUCAAAUAAAUGUUUUGCUCUCAUUUACUCUUUCUUUUGUCUGUAUUCAUUUUGGUCAAUAUACACAGUCACUUACUAAUUUUCCGCAUUGUUUUCUUUUUUUUUUUUUUUUUUGAGUUGUGAGCCAAAAUUUCAGUUUCAGAUACAAUGUUGUGAAAAAUGGGGUGAUUACGAUUAGGACAAGAAGAGCCACAUUCACAUGCACGU
Hippocampus zosterae (dwarf seahorse) is the source of this 3969-nucleotide messenger RNA. It is a transcript of the gene il12b2, whose product is annotated as interleukin-12 subunit beta. The coding region runs from base 2748 to 3641 and encodes 297 amino acids. NCBI's taxonomy places the organism in Eukaryota, Metazoa, Chordata, Actinopteri, Syngnathiformes, Syngnathidae. Gene Ontology annotation, molecular function: protein binding. The transcript has 6 exons. The record is from RefSeq and is a predicted model, not a curated record.